Molecule: messenger RNA, 749 nt
Organism: Daldinia vernicosa
Lineage: Eukaryota; Fungi; Ascomycota; Sordariomycetes; Xylariales; Hypoxylaceae
Exons: 2
Coding region: 209-622 (137 amino acids)
Biological process (GO): translation
Cellular component (GO): mitochondrial large ribosomal subunit
Molecular function (GO): structural constituent of ribosome
Source: RefSeq, a predicted model, not a curated record
CUCCAUUUUUGCACUAGAAACUUUUUAGAGAACGGCAAGCUCUUUCUAUCAAGAAGCCGUUGUACAUAGAGGUGUGCGCAAUAAUUGCCAUUCUUUUUCUCUUUUUGCGCACAGCAAUUCUCCUGGGAAGUGACCAAGAAAGAAGGACCCUUCAUUACUACAACACUACGAAAGGCAACGGUUAGUCCACCUGUUAAAGGUAUCAACCAUGGCCGCCCUCCAGCAACUACGAAUAGCCUCAUUCUUCCCCUCCCUCUUCCCAAGGAUAGCAUCAACAAGCUUCCAGUCCUCUUUCCGAUCAACCGCUCUGUAUACACAACAUGCGCAAGAGUCGCGACUACCGUCAGUGACCGAACUCGCCAUCGCCAUCCCCGCUGCUAUCUCAAAUAUACCGUCUCUGCUGGGUGAUAUAUGGGAAGGCAUACUUCGAGCAGUACCCAAGAAAAAGACAUCACACAUGAAGAAGAGGCAUCGGCAGAUGGCAGGAAAGGCUCUGAAGGAUGUCACAGCAUUAAACAAGUGCCCAGCCUGCGGGGGGGUAAAAAAGAUGCAUACUUUAUGCUCCGAUUGCAUGGGCCGUCUCGGUGGUAUGCUUGAACGGGAUUUCAAACAAAAGGCAUAAUACAGACCAGGCAUGAAACUAGAAUUCAUGCAUAUCACCGGCGUUCUGGUAUAAGGGUAAGGGAUUCUACAAUAAAUAUUAACGGUAAAAGACAUGUACAAAUGAAACCACGAUUCUACGAAGUUGC